AUGAGGGCAAUUUCAACCCAGACCCAAGGUCUCAAAGCAACACAAACCACGUCACUUGUUCAUUCAUCUGAAAGGUCCUCUCCUACUACUUUCUCUCUCCUCAAGAAUCCCAUAUCAGAUUGUUGUAGAUUUUCAUCAAAGCAGAACUCAUUUCUCAGAGGACAGUUCCAUGCUAAACACCUCCUUGGAUUGAAUUCCACUAUUGGACAUAGAAAACGUGCGGGAAUUGUGGUUUCACCUAGCAAUGUCCUUCCACUAACUGAGGAGAAUGUUGAGAGGGUGUUAGACGAGGUGCGGCCAGGUCUAAUGGCAGAUGGAGGGAAUGUUGCACUACAUGAGAUUGAUGGGCUUGUUGUGGUACUGAAGCUACAAGGAGCAUGUGGGUCUUGUCCGAGUUCAACGAUGACACUAAAGAUGGGAAUUGAAACUCGGCUUAGAGAUAAGAUCCCGGAAAUUCUAGAAGUGGAACAAAUUCUUGAUACUGAGACUGGCCUUGCGUUAAAUGAGGAGAAUGUCGAAAAGAACUCAUUUCUCAGAGGACAGUUCCAUGCUAAACACCUCCUUGGAUUGAAUUCCACUAUUGGACAUAGAAAACGUGCGGGAAUUGUGGUUUCACCUAGCAAUGUCCUUCCACUAACUGAGGAGAAUGUUGAGAGGGUGUUAGACGAGGUGCGUCCAGGUCUAAUGGCAGAUGGAGGGAAUGUUGCACUACAUGAGAUUGAUGGGCUUGUUGUGGUACUGAAGCUACAAGGAGCAUGUGGGUCUUGUCCGAGUUCAACGAUGACACUAAAGAUGGGAAUUGAAACUCGGCUUAGAGAUAAGAUCCCGGAAAUUCUAGAAGUGGAACAAAUUCUUGAUACUGAGACUGGCCUUGCGUUAAAUGAGGAGAAUGUCGAAAAGGUUCUUGCAGAGAUUAGACCAUACCUGUCUGGCACAGGUGGUGGAGUACUGGAGCUUGUUCAAAUCAAUGACUAUGUUGUCAAAGUUCGGCUCAGUGGACCUGCAGCUGGGGUAAUUACAGUGCGCGUUGCUCUAACACAAAAGCUGAGAGAGAAAAUUCCCUCCAUUGCUGCUGUCCAGUUGAUAGAGUAA
Messenger RNA from Ilex paraguariensis (yerba mate), 1092 nucleotides. The record is from the annotation of a GenBank genome assembly. Lineage: Eukaryota; Viridiplantae; Streptophyta; Magnoliopsida; Aquifoliales; Aquifoliaceae.